Messenger RNA from Phyllostomus discolor (pale spear-nosed bat), 1047 nucleotides. It is a transcript of the gene PAFAH1B3, whose product is annotated as platelet activating factor acetylhydrolase 1b catalytic subunit 3. Bases 312 to 1004 code for a protein of 230 amino acids. The record is from RefSeq and is a predicted model, not a curated record. NCBI's taxonomy places the organism in Eukaryota, Metazoa, Chordata, Mammalia, Chiroptera, Phyllostomidae. The transcript is spliced from 5 exons.
CCCCAGGUGCAAGGGUACUGUAUCCGCAGCCACGGAGUGGAAAGGAGCCCGGGGCGGGAAGCGCCGGACGAGCUCACUGCGAGGCAGCCGUAGGGGAAGCAAGUUCCAGAUCCGUCUCCCUUACUAAGUGAAGGUUUCCGCCCCUAGAGAGGAGGCGGUGCCCGGGACCGGACUUCAUCCGCCGCUGAAGUGCGAGCGUCUGGGCCCUCCAUUGUUGCCAGGGGUAGGGGUGGGCGUGGCGGAGCCACCUCCUCCGGGAGUAGUCCGUGGCCAAACUCGUUCGCUCAUCCUGCAAAAACUACGACUCCAACAUGAGCGGAGAGAACCCAGCCAGCAAGCCCACGCCGGUGCAGGACGUUCAGGGCGACGGACGCUGGAUGUCCCUGCACCAUCGGUUCGUGGCUGACAGCAAAGAUAAAGAACCCGAGGUCGUCUUCAUCGGGGACUCUUUGGUCCAGCUAAUGCACCAGUGCGAGAUCUGGCGGGAGCUCUUCUCUCCUCUGCAUGCACUUAACUUUGGCAUUGGGGGUGAUGGCACGCAGCAUGUGCUGUGGCGGCUGGAGAAUGGGGAGCUGGAACACAUCCGGCCUAAGAUCGUGGUGGUCUGGGUGGGUACCAACAACCAUGGACACACAGCAGAGCAGGUGGCUGGCGGCAUCAAGGCCAUCGUGCAGCUGGUGAACCAGCGGCAGCCCCAGGCCCGUGUCGUGGUGCUGGGCCUGCUUCCGAGGGGCCAGCACCCUAACCCACUUCGUGAGAAAAACCAACAGGUGAACGAGCUGGUACGGGCAACGUUGGCUGGCCAUCCACGGGCCCACUUCCUGGAUGCUGACCCUGGGUUUGUGCACUCAGAUGGUACCAUAAGCCACCAUGACAUGUAUGAUUACCUGCACCUGAGCCGCCUGGGCUAUACACCUGUCUGCCGGACCCUGCACUCUCUGCUUCUGCGCCUGCUAGCCCAAGACCAGGGCCAGGGUGUCUCUCUGCCAGAGCCCACACUCUAAGCAUCCACUUUUCUACAACAUUAAAUUCUUGUCCUUGAGUCUC